Messenger RNA from Atta colombica, 1593 nucleotides. Its product is annotated as probable cytochrome P450 12a5, mitochondrial. The transcript is spliced from 10 exons. NCBI's taxonomy places the organism in Eukaryota, Metazoa, Arthropoda, Insecta, Hymenoptera, Formicidae. Gene Ontology annotation, molecular function: monooxygenase activity; oxidoreductase activity, acting on paired donors, with incorporation or reduction of molecular oxygen; iron ion binding. The record is from RefSeq and is a predicted model, not a curated record. The coding region runs from base 1 to 1593 and encodes 530 amino acids.
AUGCCAUUAUUGGAAACGGCAAAUUUUGAAAUAACUACGGAAAAUGUUAAAAUUCCUAAAGUUAUGCCACGUGUUCGUAUAGAAAAAACAUCAUUACCAUUUGAAGAGAUUCCUGGACCGAUGAUCUUGAAGUUAUGGGAAAAAUAUUGGAGAUACGUGCCACUUCUGGGUACGCAACUGUUUUGCAGUCUACUAAUUAGCAGAUUUAUCCAGGGACGAUUAUCUUGGAAUCGCAACGUCACACCAAUUAAGUACUUAUUUGAUAAAUAUGGAUGCGUCGUACGAAUUAACGGGCCGCUUGUAAAUGACAUAAUUAUGAUUCACAGACCUGAGCAUAUAGCAGAAGUUUUCAAGCAGGAGAGUGAAUCACCUAUUCGUAGUGGCAUUGAUAUCCUCCAACAUUAUCGCCUUAAUCAUCACAAAUAUCGUUCUGCCGGAGCGUUUUCUCUACAAGGUUUGGAGUGGUUAGAAGUAAAAAAGAAAGUUGCUCAGCCGUUGCAUGAGACUGUUUCCGAUUAUAUUGAAAAACUGGAUUCAGUGUGUGACGAACUUAUUAAUAAAAUUCGUAAUAUUCGCAAUCGUCAAGAUGAGGUACCAACAAAUUUUGAUCAAGAACUCACUGCAUGGGGUAUGGAAUGCUUCUAUAUGACAAUGUUCAACAAGCAUUUCGGUUUUCUUGAUUCUACCUCAAAAUCAGCUUCCGAAGCCACAAAAAUUAUUAAUGCAUUAAUCACUGCCCACACAUAUAUGAGUCGCUGCGAAACUGGAUUUCAAGUGUGGAGAUUCUUCGAAACUCCAUUUGUCAAAAAGCUUUAUGAAGCUUGCGAUGCUCUUGAUGAAGUUAUUGGAAAAUACAUUCGUCAAACUCAGAAUAAACUGCAAACUUUAUCACUGUCAAAACAAGAAGAAUCUAUGAAUAAAGAGAGAAAUUUACCAUUACUGGAAAAAAUGAUGAUUCAGCGUAUUCAUCCAAAUGACAUUUCUAUUCUUUUGAUGGACAUGCUUAUUCUAGGCGUUCAAGCUGUCAUUAAUUGCGAGGCGUUUCUACUUUAUUUCCUAGCAAAAAAUCCUCGAAUACAAAAACGGUUGUACAAUGAAAUAAUGACUGUUUUGUCUAAAACCGAUGGUACUUUAACAAAAGAAAGUUUGACGGAUAUGCCAUAUCUAAAAGCAUGCAUAAAAGAGAGUCUUAGAUUACGACCAGCUUUUCCCUAUUUAACGAGAUUAUUGCCAUCAGAAAUUUCGUUACAUGGAUAUACAAUACCAAAGGGAACUUUUGUCAUAAUGGCAAAUCAAAUAACAUCACAACGUGAAGAACAUUUUGAAGAUCCUAAGAAAUAUCAACCAGAAAGAUGGUUGAAUCAGGAUGAAUAUGCGCAUAAUGAUUAUCAAGAGUAUUCAUGUCUACCCUUUGGUUAUGGUAUACGAUCCUGUCUGGGAAAAAAAAUGGCAGAAACACAAAUGAUGUUACUCACUGCAAAAUUGGUACAAGAAUUCACAAUCGAGUAUGAUUAUGCUGAAAUUCGAAGUAGAUUUCUUAUGAUAAAUGUACCAAAUAGAUCACUACGUUUUCGUUUCGUAGAUAAAAAUUAA